AUGCCUCGGAAAGCACCUAUUCACCACUAUUCAUAUCGCUCCCUAAUCAUCCCACCAAUCCUCCUAGCAGCAGCAACCAUCGUCGCUCUCUUCCUCCACUCAGACGUCAACUUUGCUCUUCUCUGGUCCCAAUGCCACUCCCACGCUCGUCUCCCAGGCGUUAGCCGCAUACCAGGUCUGGGAACACCUCUAUGCUAUCUCAUCAGCUUCUUCCGCGCUGCGCUUCUCUCACUGCGCAGUCGCACCGUCAUGGGCGUUGUUCUAGCAUUUAUCGGCGGUCUCUUGACAGUGAGCACUGUCGAAUCAGCGCGUAUCUGCAAUGCGCCAAAUGCUCUCAUCGCGUAUCCUACUGGUCCGUGGUUGGUGUUUGAUCUUGUGGGUGGUGCUGUCGUUUGGGAGCUUGUUAUUAUUCCUGCGUUUCUGCAUCGUGCGAGAAGUGUGUCUCUUGACUUCCCCACAGUGUCUCCACAGUGCCAUAUACUGUCACCCUUUAUAAAGAAACUGCAGGGGUAG
Molecule: messenger RNA, 513 nt
Organism: Fusarium verticillioides 7600
Lineage: Eukaryota; Fungi; Ascomycota; Sordariomycetes; Hypocreales; Nectriaceae
Exons: 1
Coding region: 1-513 (170 amino acids)
Source: RefSeq, a predicted model, not a curated record